Messenger RNA from Leptosia nina, 1731 nucleotides. The record is from the annotation of a GenBank genome assembly. NCBI's taxonomy places the organism in Eukaryota, Metazoa, Arthropoda, Insecta, Lepidoptera, Pieridae.
AUGGAUAACAACAGAGAAAAAGAACGUGAUCGGUCGAGGCGGGGCGACAGGCCGUCUAGGUUUUCUGAUGCAUCUCGAGAUCGUUCUGGAGACAGAGACCGAUCAGAUUCCAAACGCUUGUUUGUAUCAAACAUACCGUAUGAAUUCCGUUGGACAGAGUUGAAGGACUUAUUCAAAGAGAAGGUAGGAGAUGUAGCCUAUGUAGAAUUGUUUAAUGAUGAAAAUGGAAAGCCCAGAGGAUGUGGUGUUGUUGAAUUUUCUAAUACUGAAGCUAUGAAAAAGGCUCUGUUUGUUAUGCAUAGAUAUGAACUUAACGGGAGAAAGCUGGUUUUAAGAGAGGAAACUGGUAAUGAAAGGAGUCGAAGUAAUGUCCCAAGAGCUGGUGGUGGCAGUGUAGGAGGGGGUGGCAGAAAUAUGAGAGAAGAUAAAGAUGGAUGGAAUAUGAACAAACCUCGGGAGCCAGAAAACUUCAAUACUUAUGGCCUGAGUUUGCAAUUCUUGGAAUCAAUCAAUGUUCAACCACCUCUAAUGAAGAAAGUCUUUGUAGCUAAUCUUGAUUACAAAGCAGAUAGGCAGAAAAUUAAGGAAGUUUUCAAAAUGGCAGGGAAAGUCCGGAACAUUGAUUUGGCUGUGGACAAAGAUGGAAAUAGUAGAGGAUUUGCUGUAAUUGAAUAUGAUCAUCCAGUUGAAGCUGUACAGGCAAUAUCAAUGUUCGACAAGCAAAUGCUGUACGAUAGAAGGAUGACUGUGCGUAUGGACAGAGGUACAGACAAAACCGAAUUACGACUACCAGAAGGCUUGAAAAGCAUAGGACUUGGACUGGGUCCCAAUGGUGAACCUUUAAAAGAUGUUGCUAGGAAUCUUCCACAACCUGCACCAGCAAACAAUCUACAGAAUCUUGCUAGUGCCGGUUCAACUUUAGGAGGUACCGUUUUGGGUGGAGUUCCGGCUGCUACGGUAGCAUUAAAUGGUCUAGGUCAGAGUCUUACGGCUAAUACUUUGGGUGCUAACUCUGCACUCAGUGGUGGUUUGAGUCUACAGGCUCUAGGUUUGACAGGACUUGGUGCAUUACAAAAUCAAUUGUUGCAACAAGGUAUCACUGCAAAUGACCUAGUAAGUUCAGUUUUAACGCAAGCUCAAGCAGCUAAUGUUAAUACAAACAAUUUGGCUAUGGGAGGAGGAGACAUGAGUGGCAAUGUCUUGGGCAAUCCUAAUAUGUCUAAUAAUGUAUUAGGCGGCAACAACAGUCUCAACAGUGGUCCCCUUUCAGGAACUAAUAGAUCCAUGCAACACAGCAAUGUACAGGUGAGCGGGCAAGGUUACGGACGUGACAAUACAGUGUCGACGCCCUCCCGAGAUAAACAAUCUGAUAUGGUCAUAAUCACAAAUUUACCACCAACCGUCACUUGGCAGUUAAUUCGUGAAAAGUUCAGUGAAUGCGGAGACGUGAAAUUCGCCGAGAUGACCGCUACUGAUACAGCUAUUGUGCGCUUCCAUAAAGAAUGGGACGCUGAGAGAGCAGUCAAAAUGUUUGACCGGACCAGAAUAGACGGCAGGACUAUCGACGUGAGAAUAAAGUGGUUGAAGCUUCUUGAGCGUCUUGUCGGUAUUCGAAGAAAGGAUUCGUGGAUCUGCCAUUCAAUGGUGUUGAUAAUGUUUAUGGUAACACAUUGCAAGUCUGAAAAGAAACUUGAGAUUAAAAGGUGUUCCGGGGAAAGUGAGGUAGACUGA